AUGGGCCAGGUGUCUGCCCCCGUGGUGGAGGACAUGGACAUCUGCCGCCAGAACCUGCUCAACGUGGUGGGCGAGCGGCACCCCAUGCUGCUGGCCGCCGCCAACCAGAUCUUCAGCGCGGGCGGCAAGCGGCUGCGGCCGCUCAUAGUGCUGCUGGUGGCGCGCGCCACCUUCCCGCUGACCGGCCUUAGCGACAUCACCGAGCGGCACCGGCGGCUGGCUGAGAUCUCGGAGAUGCUGCACACCGCCAGCCUUGUGCACGACGACGUGCUGGAUGAGUGCGACGUGCGGCGAGGCAAGGAGACGGUGAACAGCCUGUACGGCACGCGCGUGGCGGUGCUGGCCGGCGACUUUCUGUUUGCCCAGUCCUCCUGGUUCCUGGCCAACCUGGACAAUAUGGAGGUCAUCAAGCUGAUCUCCCAGGUCAUCGCCGACUUUGCCGACGGCGAGAUCAGCCAGGCGGCCUCGCUGUUUGACGCCUACAUCGACCUGCGCCGCUACCUCGACAAGUCCUUCUGGAAGACCGCCUCCCUCAUCGCCGCCUCCUGCCGCUCCGCAGCCGUCUUCUCAGACUGCGACACGGAGGCGCGCCCUCCCAAUAGGUCGUGCUCCCUGCCACCCCGGCUGCCUCCCCCGCGCCGCGUGGCCUUGCCGGCCCACCUCGCCGGCCGCUGCCCCUGGCCCCCCCUGCUGCGCCGCGUGCAGGACGAGAUGGUGGGCGACGGCCUGCUGCAGCUGAUCCAGGGGCGGUUCAAGGAGGAGGGCAGCCUGCAGCGCGCGCUGGAGCUGGUCAGCCUGGGCGGCGGCAUCGACAAGGCUCGCACCCUGGCGCGGGAGCAGGGCGACCUGGCGCUCGCCUCGCUGGCCUGCCUGCCCGACACGCCCGCCAAGCGCAGCCUGGAGCUCAUGGUGGACCUGGUGCUGGAGCGGCUGUACUGA
This is a messenger RNA of Chlorella variabilis, 939 nucleotides long. RefSeq lists its product as hypothetical. Gene Ontology annotation, molecular function: prenyltransferase activity. The record is from RefSeq and is a predicted model, not a curated record. Gene Ontology annotation, biological process: plastoquinone biosynthetic process; isoprenoid biosynthetic process. NCBI's taxonomy places the organism in Eukaryota, Viridiplantae, Chlorophyta, Trebouxiophyceae, Chlorellales, Chlorellaceae. Bases 1 to 939 code for a protein of 312 amino acids. The transcript is spliced from 5 exons. Gene Ontology annotation, cellular component: chloroplast.